Pteronotus mesoamericanus is the source of this 1825-nucleotide messenger RNA. RefSeq names its product karyopherin subunit alpha 5 (gene KPNA5). The record is from RefSeq and is a predicted model, not a curated record. The transcript has 14 exons. Gene Ontology annotation, biological process: NLS-bearing protein import into nucleus. The coding region runs from base 151 to 1770 and encodes 539 amino acids. NCBI's taxonomy places the organism in Eukaryota, Metazoa, Chordata, Mammalia, Chiroptera, Mormoopidae. Gene Ontology annotation, cellular component: nucleus; nucleoplasm; cytoplasm. Gene Ontology annotation, molecular function: protein binding; nuclear import signal receptor activity.
UCGGGGAAGGGGCGCAGGUGGCCGCCAUCUUGAGCUGUGAAUCUGGUUGCUACGUUCAACGCUAGGGGCGGAGUGACGACCCCGCUGUUAACCCGCAGCAGACACCGCAGCCUGAGAUUGGAAGUCAGGGCACCGGCUAGUGGCACAUUAAUGGAUGCCAUGGCUAGUCCAGGGAAAGAUAACUAUAGAAUGAAAAGUUAUAAGAAUAAAGCCCUUAAUCCCCAAGAGAUGCGUAGACGAAGAGAAGAAGAAGGAAUACAGCUUCGAAAACAAAAAAGGGAAGAACAGCUGUUCAAACGCAGAAAUGUCUCUUUGCCCAGAAAUGAUGAAUCUAUGCUAGAAAGUCCUAUUCAGGAUCCGGAUAUCAGUUCCACUGUUCCCAUUCCAGAGGAAGAUGUUAUCACCACAGAUAUGGUUCAGAUGAUUUUUUCUAAUAAUGUGGAUCAACAACUAACAGCAACACAGAAAUUUAGAAAGCUGCUUUCUAAAGAACCUAAUCCACCAAUUGAUCAAGUUAUACAGAAACCAGGAGUUGUACAGAGAUUUGUGAAAUUUCUUGAAAGAAAUGAAAAUUGUACUUUACAAUUUGAAGCUGCAUGGGCAUUAACUAACAUAGCAUCUGGAACAUUUCUGCAUACCAAGGUAGUGAUUGAAACUGGGGCUGUCCCAAUUUUUAUCAAACUUCUUAAUUCAGAGCAUGAGGAUGUUCAAGAACAAGCUGUUUGGGCACUUGGUAAUAUUGCUGGUGACAAUGCAGAAUGUAGAGAUUUUGUUUUGAAUUGUGAAAUACUUCCACCUCUUUUACAGUUAUUAACAAAUUCAAACAGACUUACAACAACCAGAAAUGCUGUAUGGGCCCUCUCAAAUUUAUGUAGAGGCAAAAACCCUCCUCCAAACUUUAGUAAGGUUUCACCUUGCUUAAAUGUCCUGUCGCGAUUGUUGUUUAGCAGUGACUCAGAUGUACUAGCAGAUGUGUGUUGGGCCCUUUCUUACCUAUCCGAUGGACCCAAUGAUAAAAUUCAAGCAGUCAUCGAUUCUGGAGUCUGUCGAAGAUUGGUGGAACUUUUGAUGCAUAAUGAUUAUAAAGUUGUAUCACCUGCAUUAAGGGCAGUUGGUAAUAUUGUGACUGGUGAUGAUAUUCAAACACAGGUAAUUUUGAAUUGCUCUGCAUUACCCUGUCUCUUACACCUAUUGAGUAGCCCAAAGGAGUCAAUAAGAAAAGAAGCCUGCUGGACCGUUUCUAACAUUACUGCUGGAAAUAGAGCUCAGAUUCAGACUGUUAUAGAUGCAAAUAUUUUUCCCGUUUUGAUUGAGAUUCUUCAGAAAGCAGAGUUUCGCACCAGAAAAGAAGCAGCUUGGGCUAUAACUAACGCAACAUCAGGAGGCACUCCAGAACAAAUAAGGUAUUUGGUAGCCUUAGGCUGCAUUAAACCACUUUGUGACCUAUUGACUGUUAUGGACUCUAAAAUAGUCCAGGUGGCUUUAAAUGGACUUGAAAAUAUUUUACGUCUUGGAGAACAAGAAUCUAAGCAGAAUGGGAUGGGUAUUAAUCCAUACUGUGCUCUCAUUGAAGAAGCAUAUGGUCUAGAUAAAAUUGAAUUUCUGCAAAGCCAUGAAAAUCAAGAAAUUUACCAAAAGGCUUUUGAUCUGAUUGAACAUUACUUUGGUGUAGAAGACGACGACCCCAGCAUUGUACCUCAGGUGGAUGAAAACCAACAACAGUUUGUCUUUCAGCAGCAGGAAGCACCAAUGGAAGGGUUUCAACUUUAGCUUUGUGGAGGAAAAAAUUCACGGAUAAAAAGUGUAGUUUCAGAUAUCUCCUCUU